AUGGGGAACCAGACGAGCGUGGUGGACGCGCUGGUCGAUCUCGAGUUCCCGUCAGCCGCGGCGGCCCCCGCGCCGCGCCUGCCGCCCGGCCACGACCUCCCCAUGGGCGUUCUCUCCUUCGAGGUCGCGUCGCUCAUGCGGAAAGCACUUGAUCUAUGGCGCCAGCUCGACGCGCGGAAUAUAGCGGGCUUGGAAAAGCAGCUGCAGACCGAGGGGCUGAAGCGCCUGUGCGUGGGGGACUAUUCCCUCCGCUGGCGCCUGGCGGGCGCGGAGUAUGCCUCCGACCUCACCGCGCUGACCGCCGCCGUGGGGGUGCUGGCGCGCAGGUGCGGGGGCGCGCGGAGCGGGGAGGUGCUGAAGCGGCUGCGGGGGUACAGCCGCGCAUGGAAGAGAGAAGAUAGCUUUAGCGAGGGCGAGGCGGACGAACUCAUGCGUUUUCUGAGGGAACAGCUGGAGCCAAUGGGAGCGCUGCACAACGCAAUGCUGGCACUGGAUGACGUCAUCAACAGCUCAGCAGGAGAUCCCGAGGUGCAGAACCCUAAGACGCGUCGGCCCAAGGGGAAGCCACAGGCCGCCGUGAUGGAACAGAUGCAAGUGGUGCAUCAGCUGCAGCGAGCAUCCCUUUGGAACCACCCACUCGAACGACCGGUGCUGGUGAGUUUAAUGAGUUUGUGGCAGCAGUACCGGCCGGUCUUCGGCCGGCCAGCUCCUCCCAAGCAGGGCGGGCUGAGGAGAGUGAUGAGCCCCCCCUCUCUCUCUCCCUCCCACUCCUCUCACCCCUCGUUCCCCCCUUCACAGACGUUGGCCGUGUCGAUUGGGGUGUUGUGGCAGCAGUACCGGUCGGUCUUCGGCCGGCCAGCCCCCCCCAAGAAGGAGGAGGUGAAGGCGACGCUGGGAGCAGCGGGGCUGCCGUCAGUUUAUGCGCGAGUGCUGCUGGGGGUGGAGCAGAUGCGAGAGAUGAGCCCCAUCAGCCAGCCUUUCAAGGAGCAGCGGAGGGAGCUCUAUUCCAUCCUCCCGUCCACCGUGCGUCGGCGCCUGGCCAAGCGGCUGAAGCAGCGGUCCAAGCGGCAGAUCGACGGGGGGAUAGCCCGGGACCUCAAGGGCGUGGUGGGGGACAUUCUGAAGUGGGCCGUGCCUCACACUCUUCCUGCCCUCACACUCUUCCUGCCCUCACACUCUUCCUGCCCUCAUACUCUCCCUGCCCUCAAACUCUCCCUGCCCUCAUACUCUCCCUGCCCUCAUACUCUCCCUGCCCUCAUACUCUCCCUGCCCUCAUACUCUCCCUGCCCUCAUACUCUCCCUGCCCUCAUACUCUCCCUGCCCUCUCUCCCUCCCGCUCACCCUCCACCCACCAGAAGAGAGCUCUACUCCAUACUGCCGUCCACGGUGCGUCGGCGCCUAGCCAAGCGGCUGAAGCAGCGGUCCAAGCGGCAGAUCGACGGGGCGAUAGCCCGGGACCUCAAGGGCGUGGUGGGGGAUAUCCUGCGGUGGGUCGUGCCUCUGGCUGAGCGCACGGAGGUGUGGAAUGGCGACAAGUCGUUCGGGGCUCAGAGGAGAAACCGCGGCCACCGCACGCUGCUGGUGGAGGGCUGUGGUGGUGGGGACGAGUGGGAGUCUGUGAGGGUGGGUGGUAUGCAGUACGACAAGUUUGAGGCUGUGCUGGUGGAGCUGCUGGUGUCUGCCACUCCACUUGUCCCACACCCAUUGCCCCCACCUCCUCCGUCCUUCUCUUCCCCUUGUCCCCCAUACCAGACGCUUCACUAUUGUGACAAGGACAAGUUUGAGGCAGUGCUGGUGGAGCUGCUGACCUCCUUCUCCCUUGUCACUCUCCACUUCAGACGCUCGCACCUGCAACCGCACCCGCCCUCCAAGGCUCGCCCUCCCUCAGGCCCGGUCCGACGCAAGCUACCAGGCUCGGCCGAGCCUAAGAACCAGGUCGCCACAGCUCCUGCCUUUCCCCCUUCAGCAUCUGCUCCCACUUUUGUGAACAGUGACAGCAACCCCGUACUGGCCCCUACCGUUCCGGACCUCCCAGUUCCCCUCUUCCCAGACCUCCUUCUGGAGCAGCCCCUCCCGGACCUCCAUCUAUGGCUCGGUCUGCUUCCAGUGCUCCUCCCUCCAUGGCUCGUACUGCACCCGAACCUCCUCCAACUGGUCCGGCCAUGCCUAGGCCAGCUCCCCAAGCAAGGCCUGGCCCAGGACCAGCUCCUGGACCUGGAGGCCCCCGAGGCAAUCCAACUGGACCUCGGCCCAGGCCUGGUGCUGGCCCCGGACCUAGGCCUUCUCCAGGCCAGGCGAUGCCUGGGAGAGGAGGUAUGGGACCCGGAGUUGGGGUUCCUCCGGGUAUGCGGGCAGGGCCCCCGGGACCUCAGGCUCGGCCCGGACCUCCAUACCGCACUGGAGGUCCGGUGCAGAGGCCAAUGCAGGGGGGAAGGCCGAUGGGUCCAGGAGGAGGUAUGGGAGGAGGCCGGGGAGGUGGGGGAAGAGGAGGUGGAGGGCCAAUCCACAGGCCAAAUCCUGCAUCUCCAGUGUUGGAUGAUAUUGAUGCGGUCUCUAGCGACUCGAAGACGCUCGUCCAAGUCGCCUGCCACGUCAGCGAACGAUUCCACGUCAGCGGGAUUUAGAGUCCCGUUCUCGCCACGCGUAGCUUGUGGUUCCGAGUCUGCUGACACGUGUACGAAUUGGAGUGGAGCAGGAGGAGCGGAUUUGGCGAGCGAAGAAAGGCCACGUGGAAUGGCGGCACAGGGAGAGACAGAAUCAUCAGCAGCAGCAGCAACAGCAGCAGCAGCAGCAAAACUGCCACCUCAGGUGGUGCACCUGCCAUGUCAGCUGCUGCGUCUGCCAGCUCAGCUGUGGCUGGCAGACUCGCGCCCACCGCCUCCCCUCAAGGAAAGGGGGGAGGAUGAGGAAGAAGAGAAAAUGAGGAGGAGAGAGAAGAGGGGUGGAGAGGGGUUGGGGAGGGAGGGAGAGAAACAAAAGGUUGUCCUGGCGGUGAGAGCCGAUGGGGAGAAUAUGGAAGUGGGGGAGGUGGUAAGGGGAGUGGAGAUGAGGGAUGAAUUGGAGGGGAUUGAACGAGAGAGCGGGAUAUCAGAUAACGGGAGUGAAGCGAUGGAGGUGGAGGGAGGAGGAGAAGGAGGAGGAGUAGAAGUGGGAGAAGAGAUAGGAAGGGGAGAAGAGAUAGGAAGGGGAGAAGAACGAAAAGAAGUAGUAAAGAAGGUAGGAGGAGAAGAAGAAACGGAAGGGGAGGACGCUGGGAGGGAAGCUGUAGGGAGGGAAGAGGGUCUAGCUGGCGAUGCGAAAGGGGGUGAAGCAAGUGGAGGAGGUGAAGGGGUUGAAAGGGGUGAAGGGUAUGAAGGGGGUGAAGGCGGUGAAGGCGGUGAAGCAGGUGAAGCAGGUGGUGGUGAAGCAGGUGGUGGUGAAGCAGGUGGUGGUGAAGGCGGUGGUGGUGAAGCAGGUGGUGGUGAAGCAGGUGGUGGUGAAGCAGGUGGUGGUGAAGCAGGUGUUGGUGAAGCAGGUGGUGGUGAAGCAGGUGGUGGUGAAGCAGGUGGUGGUGAAGCAGGUGGUGGUGAAGCAGGUGGUGGUGAAGCAGGUGGUGGUGAAGGCGGUGGUGGUGAAGCAGGUGGUGGUGAAGGCGGUGGUGGUGAAGGCGGUGGUGGUGAAGCAGGUGGUGGUGAAGGCGGUGGUGGUGAAGCAGGUGGUGGUGAAGGCGGUGAAGGCGGUGAAGGCGGUGGUGGUGACAAGCAGGGCGAGCAAAGUGGGUGGCUGUGGGAGGGAAGUGAUCUGAAAGGGUGCUAUCUCGACGCGAGCAGGACAUGUGUUGAUGAAACGGUUACAAGCGGUGCUAAGGUGGUUACAAGCACUGCUGAGGAGGUUACAGGCGGUGCUGAUGUAGUUUCAAGCGGUUCUGAGAUUGUGAUACUUUGUGCAGACAUGGAUCUGGACGCGAUGCCUCUGGGUUGCUGCCUCGGGUCCCAGCAGGAACAACCUGGGGAGGCUCACAUGGAGCAUGAGGAGCAGCAGCAGCAGCAGGUGGAGGAAGAGUGCUCGCUGGAGCAGUUGACUCGCGUUGACUCCAUGGAAGAUGACGACUUCUGGGAAAGAAUGGUUGCCAGCUACGGCACACUGGACGACCUGCCUGCUACAGCCGAAGCCGUGGCUGCUACAGCUGGGGAGGCCGCUACAGCUGGAGCGGAGGCUACAGCCGGAGUGGCUUCUACAGCCAGAGUGGCGGCAGUAGCUGAAGGGACCUUCACAACUGGGAGGGUGGCCACAGCCGAUGGUGGGAUGGCCGUGGAUGGUUGUGGGGUAGGGGCCGCCACAGUAAGCGAUGGAAAUACCCUGCUUGCUGCAACUCCCGAAUCUCUAGCUGUUGCUGAUGGUGCACUGACAGCGGUUUCCACUCACUCAGGGGUGCAUGCAUCAGUUGCUGCUGGAAGUGCCCUGCCUGCUGUGACUCCUGAACCUCUGGCAGUUGCUGACGGUGCCCUGCCUGCAGUUUCCUCACACUUGGGGGUGCAUGCAGCAGAUAUGAAUUUCGAGUCGCGCCAAAAGACAUGUCUGGAUGCUGUUGACGGUGCGCUGCCUGCAGUUUCCUCACACUCGGUGGUGCAUGCAGCAGAUAUGAACCACCAACCUCCUUCUGCGGAUGCUGAAGCAGCAGCUUCGUCGGGUUCUAAGGCUUGCACGGGCGAACUUCCUCGCCCGGCCUAUCAUGCCGAGCCUGUUCUACCCUCGGCCAAGCCUGCGAGUCCUGAGUCCGAAGCUGCUGCAGCGGUCCUGCUAGCACUGCUGGCUCGGCAGCCAAACCUCAAUCGCGCAACUUCCUUCAGCAGUGCAUCGGAAGCAUGA
Closterium sp. NIES-65 is the source of this 4848-nucleotide messenger RNA. NCBI's taxonomy places the organism in Eukaryota, Viridiplantae, Streptophyta, Zygnematophyceae, Desmidiales, Closteriaceae. The record is from the annotation of a GenBank genome assembly.